AUGGCCCCGCCGACCAAUAGCGAGCUCAAUGAAAGACGAGAAAAGAAUUGCAUCGCCAUCUCUCACGAGAGAAAGUACUUCCGAGUUGGCAACACGUGGGUAAAGCGAGGCCUACGACCCCACGAAUGGCAAAAGCAGAAUGAAACCGGAAUUCCGCUCCCAAAAUUACUUGGCUGCUUCGAAGAUGACGGCGCAGCAUACCUGGUUACUGAAUAUGUGGAAGGAGUUGGAAUGAAUGAUCUUGAUACUGAGCGUCAAGCUGUUGUUACGAAAGAGCUACAAUGCCACAUACUCACACUCAAGAGGCUUACCUCUGAUACCUGGGGUGGACCAGACAAGAUGCUAACUUACUGCCAGGUUCUUCCGCCAUAUCGUAUUAUGCGAAAAUCCGACGGGCGACCAUGGAGAAUGCGUCAGCGGAAGCAGCAAGACCUGGUGUUUUGUCACAAUGAUCUCUCUAUGAACAAUGUCAUUGUUGACCCAAUCACGCUCAAGAUCAGGGCUAUCGUUGAUUGGGAAUAUGUGGGUUUCUAUCCACCUAAAUUCGAAUAUCCAUUCUACCGGAGGCUAGGUCCAUCUGUCCCAUUAGACGGUGAGGUGGACGAUUUUGAUUUGUUGACGGGGAUGAUCUCUGAAGACAGGGAAUAG
This is a messenger RNA of Trichoderma breve, 648 nucleotides long. RefSeq names its product phosphotransferase enzyme family domain-containing protein. The transcript has 3 exons. Bases 1 to 648 code for a protein of 215 amino acids. Lineage: Eukaryota; Fungi; Ascomycota; Sordariomycetes; Hypocreales; Hypocreaceae. The record is from RefSeq and is a predicted model, not a curated record.